AUUAGAUACCUAUGAUAGUAUUAUGAUGUUAUAGUGACCGGCAUUACCCAAACCGCAAACUAAGAUCAUAGUUUGUGCUCUAAACUCACCAGCUGUCAUUCCCACAUGUUCUACUAAGUCCGGUUGUAAUGCCUAAACUAAAGUGUAAAGAAAAAAAUGCAAUAUAUCAAUAUGGAAAUUAUUGCAGUUAAACGAUAAGCAAUGUCCAAACUAAAAAAUCUCUUUAAAUCACUUAAAAUGGAUCAAAGGACCAUCGAGGAUCUUUCAAUAAAUUGCUGGAUAUUACGGUUAUCGUAAUCCAGAUGAUGAAGACAAUAGACUCAAAGUCUUAGCUGAACGUAUGGAUUUAUUUUAUGGCAAGGACGUGUUGGACAUUGGCUGUAAUAUUGGUCAUGUUACUUUCAGUGUUGCCAGAGAUUUUGGUGCAAAGUCAGUAGUAGGAAUGGAUAUUGACCGUAAACUGAUAAAUAUUGCACGAAAAAAUGUACAGUAUUACAUUAACGAUACAGCGCAGUCUUCCUCACACCUGUCCUCAAAUUACCAUUUUAAAGAUUUUUCUUCAAGAGAUCGUAAUGAUCCAGAAUGUGAUAUAAUCGAAUCAUUUCCUAUAUCAUUACCUAUGCUGUAUGGUCCUAUUAAUUUAGCAGGUUUGACACUAUCUGGACGAUUUCCCUACAAUGUCUCUUUUGUGCAGGGAAAUUAUGUACUAGAAUCUGAUCUUUUACUUUCAUUGGAAACGUGUAAGUUUGACGUUAUCCUCUGUUUAAGCAUUACCAAAUGGCUUCACUUGAACUGGGGCGAUGAUGGUUUGAAACGAGCAUUUAAACGUAUGUUUGCACAGUUGCGACCUGGUGGAAUACUCGUGGUGGAACCUCAACCGUGGAAAUCUUAUGGUCGAAGAAAAACAUUGACAGAAACCAUUUGGAGAAAUUACAAAAACAUUCUGCUGAAACCUCCAAUGUUCACAGACUAUCUGUUAAACGAAGUGGGUUUUGCCAACUGUGAAACACUUACUAUGCCUCAUAAUCCAUCUAAAGGAUUUCAGCGUCCGCUCAAGUUGUUUCAAAAACCUAACAUAUUAGUAACUAGCGAGGACUAAAAUAUAUAUAGAUUUAAUUCAUGAUAACUAUAAACGAACUAAUGUGUUAAUAAGAUAGAUGUUGAAUAAGAUGUGUUAAUUGAUAAUGGUUCAAACAAAUAAAACCCAAUAAUCUUAAA
Molecule: messenger RNA, 1218 nt
Organism: Myzus persicae (green peach aphid)
Lineage: Eukaryota; Metazoa; Arthropoda; Insecta; Hemiptera; Aphididae
Product: 7SK snRNA methylphosphate capping enzyme-like
Exons: 5
Coding region: 341-1099 (252 amino acids)
Biological process (GO): snRNA modification
Molecular function (GO): RNA methyltransferase activity; O-methyltransferase activity; snRNA binding
Source: RefSeq, a predicted model, not a curated record